UCCUUUCUGCUUCAUUUUAUGUUCAAUCUUCGAUUUGUUAGAUUUGGCCACUUUGAUUUGUUGGAAAGCAUCAUUUGUUUGCUCCAACUGGCGUUCAUCGGCUUCUUGAUCGAUAGUGUUUGUUUCGUUGCUUCAACUAGGAUUUAGUGCCUUUUUAAUAUCUGGAACACACCGAUUUCUUUCCAAUACAAGGAUUUUCUACCUAUUGUGAUUCAAUUAUGUGGUUGUGCGCUGUUGAAAGUUCGUCUCAGCAAAAUGCUCUCCGAUGGGCAUGUUCAUUAUUUUGUGGUACUCUUCAAAAUGACUCCAAAGAAGCUCAAAUUUCCGAGAAAAUAUAAGAUAGUUUUGUUUGCUUUCUGUUAAAUUGCGAUGAAAAUGCUUUGGGAUGGGAUUGUUACGCCUGCUGUCUCAUAGAUACAUGCAAUGGAAAACUUGGCACAGUUGAUGUUUUUGGUUUAAAAAUAGUGCUAGUCCUGAAAGCUGUAUAGUACCUGUUCUUUAGUGUCAAAUUUGUUUACAUGAUGGAGAAAGAGAAGUCCCAGGAAACUGGUGCAGUUAGUGAAGAAAUUUGCUUAAGCAUGCCUACAGAGAAUGAUGCCAAAUCAAGGAAUGAAGACUCAUGUCAUGGCAUAGACAAGGAGGCUGGUAUGGUGACUUGUCGUGUUUGUCAAUGUAGUGAACCAGAUAGAAGAGGAAAUGUUGCACUAGGAUUCUUAGGUAUUUCUCCACCACCCUGCAGCCUGAUUAAUGGCAAUGAAGAAUUGAAUUCUGAAUCGAAAGCUGCCUCAUUCAAUAGUGACAACAUUUCCUACCGGAAAAGUGAUUUAAAAGGCUCUGACUUGGUUGAGUUUAUUAGUCCGACAGGAGAGGUUUUUGUUUGUACUACUGAUGUAGAGUUAGGCUUUGAUGAAAACCAUGACAGGCUAUUUGACCUUGGAUGUGCUUGUAAGAAUGACCUUGCUAUAGCACAUUAUGCUUGUGCUCUUAAGUGGUUUAUCAAUCAUGGGUCAACUGUCUGUGAAAUUUGUGGUUCUGUGGCCACAAACAUAAGAUCUGCAGACGUAAAAAAGAUAUUGGCUUCUUUGAAAGAGUAUGAAGCAUUAAGAGAAAGAAUUGUUAAUGGUGAGCCCAAUCCUGCACCAUGUCAAACACAUUUUGGUGUAGAUCCUGAUGCUGUUGCUGCAAUUCGAAGGCAAAGAUUGAGUGAAAUUUCCUUGUGGUUUAAUCCACAUAACAACAGCUCUGUCACUGUGUCCCAGGUGGUGAGCGAACAACCGUCAGUUAAUACGGUUGUGGAAGAGCCUGGCUCUGAAGAAAAUACUGCUACUAAAUGGGCUGUGGAGGGUACUGGUAUCCUGCUUGCGACAGGCCUACUGACUGUUACGCUUGCAUGGCUUCUUGCACCUCAUGUUGGAAAGAAAACUGCCAGAAAUGGCCUGCAUAUUCUUCUUGGCGGUGUCUGCGCACUCACUGUUGUAGUUUUCUUCCGCUUUUUUGUGCUGACAAGAAUCAAGUAUGGUCCUGCUCGGUACUGGGCUAUCUUGUUUGUAUUCUGGUUUCUUGUGUUUGGAAUAUGGGCAUCCCGAACUCAUGGAGCUCACACAACAUGAUCCUUUCCCUCAAUUAUUUUCUUGUGUCAUAUGGCUUUAGCUCUUUGUCAAUUAUAGAGUCCUAUUUUUUUUUUUUUUUUCUGUCCCAUUUGUGUGAUUGUGAUUGUGAGUGUAUAAUCAAUCAUGAGAUACUUGUGCACUUGAUUCAUGGAUCCUCAUGUUCCUAUAAGAGCGUAUAUUAAAUCGCUUCUCCA
Messenger RNA from Andrographis paniculata, 1804 nucleotides. RefSeq lists its product as uncharacterized. The record is from RefSeq and is a predicted model, not a curated record. Lineage: Eukaryota; Viridiplantae; Streptophyta; Magnoliopsida; Lamiales; Acanthaceae. Gene Ontology annotation, molecular function: zinc ion binding. The coding region runs from base 519 to 1610 and encodes 363 amino acids. The transcript is spliced from 4 exons.